AUGAAUCAUCAUCUCUCUCUUGAAGGACAGGAUCCAAAGAACAAUACAAGACUUUUAGAAAAACAAGAACGGGAUGGCAAGAAGAGAGAAAUACACGGUGUUCCUCUCAUGACCUUGGACGAGUUUUAUAGGAAAUACUUUUUCAGAGAAUUGCCUACACCACGUGUGAGCAAAUGCACAAGAAGAACUCAUCCCGUGUUCACGAAAAUUCUUGGGAAAUUGAAUCACGAAUUAGAAAUUUGGAUUGAAGAAAAGUCCAUGAAGGAACAUGAAUUUAUGAUUCACAACGCUGCAUGUAUGAGAAAAGCAUUGAAAAGAGAGUUCUCUAUCAAAUAUAUAUUUGUCUCUGCUUUUUCACGAAUUAAGGAACAAGAGUUGAUACGCUCCAUUCAAGCGCAGGUUUCAAAUAAUAAUAUUGCAACAAGAAAUUGGAGUUUUUUGAGUGAGCUUGUUCAUGUUGAAUUUUUCAAGUAUUUGACGGAUUUCGAUUUUCAUAGAGUCCGUAUACGCAAAGGUCUGGGAAUUUAUUCUCAGUUGCAGCAGACCGAUCACCCGAUUUCAUAUUGGAAAUUUAUUUUAAAUAUGAAAGACACUAACAAAAGUAAUAUGAUAUCACUACAAAGAAUGGUGUUUGAUUGGACCAUAUUUAGAGAACAUCAUAAUCAACAUUGGGUCAUUCUUGAUUUUUUACGAGCCACUUCAGACGUAUUUGCCUCGAUGCUUGAAAAUGAAGAAGCUGAAACUCUGUCACAACAUGUUUCUUUGGAUUCUAUUUUUGAUGGAAUAACACAUUAUUUACAAUGCAAAUUCUCAUCUAAAGAGCGAACUAAAUUCAUGAAAACGCUCUUAUUACGUUUUUUGAGAGAUACUUUUAGCCAUACGAACAGAUAUAUGGCAAUAUUUAUUUUCGAGAAGUUUAAACAACAUUUUCGAAAGACUUAUAAUGUACUUUUUGAACGACCUUUGCACAAAUAUGUAAAACUUAGAUCUCGCUAUGGCUAUAGAGCCCCUUCAUCCAAGAAUUCAUUAUUUUCUCUUUACAUUGACAGUGAAUACCAAUUAUUUUUAUUAGAAUAUUACCUUAACACACUAUAUUUUGAGACCGAGUUUCUUGUCAAAUUCAUAACACAAAGUUCAGAUGAAUAUCGUACAAAGAUUGGAUUAAUUUAUUAUUCAAGUUCUAAUGCAACCCCUACUUGUGAAUUUCUUGACUUUAAACCCACAGAUGUAAACGAAGGACUUAAGACAGUUUUUCAAUGUCGCAAAGUGUAUGAAAAAUUUGGAAAAGAAGCUCGUUUUGAGAAAGAUUUAGAGAAAGAGCUUAUAAGAACGGUAUUGGGUGUUUCAGGGCAUGAGUUUUUGUUGAACUUGUCUCAAAAUGGGUUGAUUUCAAAAUCGUUCACAGAACGAUGUACGAAAAACAUUUUAUUUUCAAUUUGGGAUAGACACAUAUUUCGAGAUUUUGAUGACAAGUUGGUUACAAUGUUGGAAGAUACACAAACAAUACUCUCUAAAUUCGAUACGGACGGAAGGUUGUCAUUAGAAAAAAUUCAUCUUCCUCACAAAAACUUGGAUCAUUUUGAUAGUUUCGACUUGCAAGAAGCGAGUCAAAAAUUCCCCAAAUGCAUACGUAAACAAAAAUCUCACAAAGAAUUCAAGAGAGUGUAUUUUGAUGUAUUGUAUGAAGCCAAUCCGUUGUGUUUGUUCUUACUCGAAGUGGGACGUGACACUAAUGCACUAGAGAAGGUAUUGAAUCAUUCAUUCUUUUCUCAAUAUUGGAACACAACAGUAACUGUACCGUAUUUGUAUGACAUGAUGUAUCCACAACCAGUCGCCUUGGGCCACGAAAUCCUCUAUUGUUACGAUGAUAGCUAUUCUUUAGGAGAUGUUUAUUUUAGAGUUUAUUUGAAAAAGAUGACAUUGAAGCAAUUACUGUAUGAAUUAAUUGAGAAAAACAAGGAAAAGAAGGAACAGAGCCGCUCCGUUUGA
Molecule: messenger RNA, 1989 nt
Organism: Naegleria lovaniensis
Lineage: Eukaryota; Heterolobosea; Eutetramitea; Acrasida; Naegleriidae
Exons: 1
Coding region: 1-1989 (662 amino acids)
Source: RefSeq, a predicted model, not a curated record